Molecule: messenger RNA, 3442 nt
Organism: Ictalurus furcatus (blue catfish)
Lineage: Eukaryota; Metazoa; Chordata; Actinopteri; Siluriformes; Ictaluridae
Product: PYD and CARD domain containing
Exons: 3
Coding region: 304-906 (200 amino acids)
Biological process (GO): regulation of apoptotic process
Source: RefSeq, a predicted model, not a curated record
CAAACUGUCAUUAACAGAUGUAAAUAUCACUUAUUUGUAAGAUGCACAUGUGGACAGCAAAACAAAAAGUUCAUUGAAACAAUAGAAGAUUUUAUUGUAUAUAAGGAAGACAUUCGUUUCUACACUGUGAGGAAAAAGACACCAAACCUGGAAUUGCAGCAUCAGGACCUGGCUAACCUUGUAGAUGGAUUAGACCACAAAAUUUCAGCUCUCUCAUGUUCCAAGGAUUCCAAUGAGCAUGUAAUACAAUCACAAAAAGCUGAAAUAAAGGAACUACAACGUCUGCUGAAAGAAAAGGAGCAUAUGCUGAGAGCCAAGGAGGAGGAGAUAAAAAGUUUAAAGUCAAAUCAAAAUCACACAAAGCUCUCUGCCCUGCACAAACAGCUUGAGCAUGCAGCAGAGAAAGAAAAAAAGCUUCAAAGAAUUGUUGGUGAAAUGAAAAAAAAUCUUGAAGAAAAAAAUAAAGAGAUAAAAGAACUGAGAAAAGAAAAUCAAGCAUUGAAAUCUCAAAAUGAAAAUAAAAAAAGCACAAAACCACCAUCCAUGACUGGACGAAUGCAGAAGCGUACUAAUUCAGUUGAAUUAAUCCCACUGAUCUCAGCAGAAACAUUGAGCAGUGAAGCACCUCAAGCCAGUGAAGUCCACAGAGCUGUGCAGUUUCUGAAGAAAAACCGCAAAGAACUCAUUGAAAGAAUUGUGGCAGUGAAGCCCAUUGCUGAUGAACUGUUUCUGUUUAUCAACCAAUAUAAAUAUGAGAAGAUUCUACAGGCUCCAUCUGAGUAUGAGCAAAGGAGACAGCUCUACGACAUAAUGGAUAAAGGUGGAAAGAAAUUGCAAUUUGAGUUUUACAAAUGCCUGUUAAAACAUGAGAAAUAUCUUGUUGAAGACUUAGAGGAGUCACCAUAAAAUACAAAGUACUGGUAAGACUAAAGAAUGUGAAGGUCCAGUUUCCAAAAUAGACAUAAUUUCUUUUCUGGGGGAAAAAAUUACACAUGAGAUGAACAACUGCCAGUCCAUCACUGGACACCUUGCACACAUGCAUUCACACGAAAAGGCAAUACAGUGCAGCUAAUCCGUGUACCUGCCUGUUUUUGGACAAUGGGAGGAAACCCCUGCGAAUAUGGGGAGAACAUGCCAAACUCUGCACAUACAAUAACUCAGUCAAGAUACAUUCAAGAUCAGUGUUGGGUAAAUUACUCUAAAAAGUAAUCCACUACAGAUUACUAAUGACUACUUCAAAAUUGUAAUCUUAUUACAAUACUGAUUACUAAGUACUUUACUCUCACGUUACUUUCAAAACCUACAUACCUACAAAAAUACACUACAAAUUGAAACUCAGUUCUUUCAGCACUUUUAGCGCCUAUCAAUGUAUGACACGAUCAGAAAAAGUUGGAUUUAUCAUAAAAGUUGCCUCAGGUGUUGUCACUAUUUGUAGGAAUACCAGACCGAUAAAAUAUAAAGCUUUUCUAACUUAUCUAGUUUGGUAUUGCUAAGCUAAGCUAUCACUGUAUGGGUGUAAGCUAUCACUGUAAGCUAUAGCUAAGCUAACACUGUAUGGGUUUAGCUGCUACAGUGCUAUGAAAAGUACAUUAUCCUUCCUUAUGCUCUGCUCAUAUCAUUUUCCCAUGAACUGGAACUCAUAUAGACAUUUACACACCUUGUUUUCCUGAUCAGUAUCAGAGGAUGUUACUGUUUCAAUUUCAACCCCUUUACUGGUUAAAAAAAUCAGCGUAUAUCCAUUUUUCCUCAGACUGACUGUAAAUUAGCGCUUGGCAGAAUUGAGAGUUGUCAGCUAAUAAGACACAAUAAUUUCUAUGUAUUUUCCUGUAAACCGUGUGUGGGCCAUACCAGCAAAAGCCUUCAUCGAGCCUGUAAUCAGUCACACCAUUGAAAUUAGAUCAUGGCAGAUUUUGAAGGACUCAGACUCUUUGUCUGAACACCUAACCAGUCUGUCUAUCUCUGUGUUUGAAAAGUCACAGUAAAACGUUAUACCCCUCACUUUCUUUGAAUUUCUACCUGGUCACCAAACUCAGUAAAUUCCUGUCAAUUUCAUAGUAACAUUAAUACAUCAUAUGCUGAAGAGAACAUUUAUUUAUUUGUUCACUUUUUCUAGCAUUUUUCUAACGCCCAAGAAAAAUAAGAAGAAUACUGUGGGAAGAGACAUAGAACUCAUGUAAUGAGGAGUUGUGGUACAGUUGGGGUUGUGGUUUGCUGAAAACAUGGCAUAUCUCAGUUAUGUGUUUUUCUGACCCUGAAAGUAAGCCCAUUUACCUUCCAUGAUAUCAUCUCAAGUGAGGAGCACUAUUAUGUCCAGCACCCCUGAAUGACAGUUUGAAUUAAUCACAAUAUAUCAUAUUUUUAAGUUGUGGAAAUUGAAAAGAAACUCAAUAAGUCUAGGCAAUGCCAUAUGAUCCAACAUUAAAUAUACAAAAGUGACGCUAUGAAUUAAUUAAUAGGUUUGUCCCUUUAAAGUCCACAAAAACUACAUAGGAGGUGACGGCAUUGGAGACAUAGCUUAUCUUAGUGACUGUAUUUUUUUUAUUUUUUUGAUGGAUAAAACUGAAAACAAAACUUUUAUUUGUGUGUAAGCAGAUGAGUGUCUGUCCUUUAAACUGUGGUCAUGUAAACUGUAUUAAAAUUCCACAACUCAAAAUAUUGAAUAAAAAUAUGCAACAUAAUAGAAUGUGAAUAUUGUAAGCCAUUUUUUAUUGUCAUGUAUCACUCUGCGAUAUCUACAAGAAAGCUAAUAAAAUAAUUUCAACUCAAAUGAAGGUUUCAUGUCUAUUUAUUUGACAAGUAAUCUUGUACUGUGGUGUGAUAAUGAGCAGUGAGAAUACGCAUUAUUUCUCACUAUGAACAUGACUGAAAUAAAAUAUUUUCAUUUACCUGUAUCUUUUCUUGGGUAGCUGUGUGGUAUGGUGUGAUCAGUGGUGGGAAUGGCCGAGAUACACUGUGGGGACUCUAGCUGGGGAGUUUUUUGUUGUUGUGGUUAAUAAACAUGCAGACUGAUAUAACUGUGGCUAUAAUACUUAGCAAUCUAUGAUGUUGAAAAUAAAUUGAGAUGAAUAAGGUGCUCAAAAUAGAUUAAACAUGGAUCAUUUCAGGUAUGUGCAUGUAGCUUUACCCAAAUCAAAGUUUCUACCACUGCAGCUGUUGAAGUAACUGUUUCUGUUAAGAUUUCCUACUCUGUUAAGACGCUGUAAACUUACCUCGGGUUGUGUGAUUGGUCCUGUAAGGACGCGCACUGAUAGAAAAUCACUCACGCUGGCUGCAGCCUGUAGCUAUUAUGGCCAAUCACGAAAGUCAGCAUUGCGCAACCACACGCAGAACGUCCCAAGUGUGCCGCACAAGUCCUGGAAAGUGAAACCAAAACGUUUCGAUCGCCCCAAGGUGACUGGAUGCAGUAGCCUAUAGGUCAUAAACCCCGCCCUCUCCAUGUAAA